Molecule: messenger RNA, 2569 nt
Organism: Vidua macroura (Pin-tailed whydah)
Lineage: Eukaryota; Metazoa; Chordata; Aves; Passeriformes; Viduidae
Gene: TLX1
Product: T cell leukemia homeobox 1
Exons: 3
Coding region: 1-894 (297 amino acids)
Biological process (GO): regulation of transcription by RNA polymerase II; animal organ development
Cellular component (GO): nucleus
Molecular function (GO): RNA polymerase II cis-regulatory region sequence-specific DNA binding; DNA-binding transcription factor activity, RNA polymerase II-specific
Source: RefSeq, a predicted model, not a curated record
AUGGAGCACCUCGGGGCACACCACCUGCACCAAGGGCAAGCCGAGCCCAUCAGCUUCGGCAUCGACCAGAUCCUCAACACGUCGGAGCCGGGCAGCUGCAUGGUGUCGCACCCGCGGCUGCAGGACUCGGCGGACUACGGGCUGGGCUGCAUCGUGGGCAGCGCCUAUAACACGGUCACGGGUGGCUACGGGGCGAGCGGCGGCGCGGCCGGCGCCUACACCGGCACCUCCUGCAGCAUGGGCGGCCUGCCCGGCUCCUACAACGUGAACAUGGCGGUGAGCAUGAACGGCAACACCUUGAGCUCGGCCGGCGGGGUGAUCCGCGUCCCGGCCCAUCGUCCCGUGGCCGGCGGCGUCCACCAGCCCCUCUCCGCCGCCGUGCCGGCAGUGAACGGCAUGAACAGCCUCACGGGGCUCACCUUCCCCUGGAUGGAGAGCAACAGGCGGUACACAAAAGACAGGUUCACAGGUCACCCCUACCAGAACCGCACGCCCCCCAAGAAGAAGAAGCCGCGCACCUCCUUCACCCGCCUGCAGAUUUGCGAGCUGGAGAAGCGCUUCCACCGGCAGAAAUACUUGGCCUCGGCCGAACGUGCUGCCCUGGCCAAAGCCCUCAAGAUGACGGACGCCCAAGUGAAGACCUGGUUCCAGAACCGGCGCACCAAGUGGAGGAGGCAGACAGCAGAGGAGCGGGAGGCCGAGCGGCAGCAAGCAAACCGCAUCCUCAUGCAGUUGCAGCAGGAAGCCUUCCAAAAAACCAUCAACCAGCCCAUCCAAGCCGACCCCAUCUGUGUCCACAACUCCUCUCUCUUCGCCCUCCAGAAUCUCCAGCCUUGGUCUGAUGACUCCACCAAGAUCACCAGUGUCACCACUGUCGCCUCUGCUUGUGAAUAAGUCUGGCACCCACUGGUGGCACCUACACCUUCUACUGGCGGGGCUGUCCCCAGGGGGACACAAGGCAUCCUUGGUGGGACAUGUAGCAACUCUGUUUCUCCCCAAGGAGGGCUGGAACCCCUUGAUCCUCUGGCCACAUCCGUCCUAUGUAUCCAGCUGGGGAAGCCCUCCACAAGGAACAAAAAGAAGGAAAGCCACCCCAAAAACUCUCCCUAGCCAUAGAGUUGCUGGAGCAGCAAUGCUGUCUCACCUCCCCCCAACCCCUUUGUUCUCUUGAAAGUCUCCAGUGUCAACCCUGAACUUGCUGACGUGCUGCCAGACAAAAGCCCAGCCCUGACAGACACAGCCGCUGGUGUUCAUCCAGCGGGGGGAGAGGAAAACUUCCUUAGGAUUCUACUGGUAGCAGUGCAAAGUCAAUGUACACCCAUAUAUAUAUGUGUAUCUAUAUAUAUCUAUAGAGAGAUAUAUAUAGAUAUAUGUUUUGAACUGUUGGCUUGAAAGAAAAGGAGAAGGCUCCCUGGGAAGCAUGUCUCUGCUGUGAGCCUUCUUGGGUUGUCCACACCGGAGACGUUCGGGAAUGCAACAAAUGGAGGAAACAGCAGCAAUUUCUGCUUGUGCCAGAUGGGAACCCUUCAGAUCUCACCUCGCUGUCUCUCCUCCCCUUUUUCAUUAAUUUUUUCUUGCUUGGGGGGAACAAGAGAAGGAUCUGACAGACUCCUGAGGACGGUAAAUAUGAUAUCUCAAUUGUAUGAAGAGCCCAAACAGUCCCUGGCUGCCACGGACUCUGUGCCCAUCAGCGAGUAUUUUAAUAACGAGAAGACCUGGGUGGCAGUUUGUGAGGGUAAUGCAGUUUCUUUCCAUGGAAUAUUUCCAUAUAAUUUGCAAAAUGUUGUCCAAUGUUUUAUCUUAUCAGUUUCCCGUUAGAAGGCAGUUCCUGACAACAAAAAAAUCUAUUUCACUCUUGGCUUUUUAACUUAGUUGUUCUUUUAAUUGUACCAAGAGAAUGAGAUAAAAUUUAAAAAAGCACUUCUAGCAAAUGCCAGGAAUAUAUAGCUAUAUAUAUAUAUAAACAGUAUAUAUUUUUCAGUUACUUAUAAUCUAAAACAGCACUGCCAAUUUAAGCAGUUAGUACAAACAACCAACCAGAAAACCUAUUUUCAGUGAGAUUUUUAAAGGCAUUCAUUUGUUUGCUUUUUUGUUGUUUUGGUUUUUUUAAGUUAUGCACUUACAAGGUGUUUUAUGUGUAUUCAUUUUAUAAAGUGCUUGUGUAAUUUAUGUGGAAAUGAAAAAGAAAAUAAAAAAUCUCCAGGGUACUGAAUAAAUCAUUUAAAGCCUUGCUGUUCCCUGUCUAUUAGUUCCCCAAGAGGAGACAGCAUAUCACAACUACUGCUGAAGCCUGUGCUAUUUUUUUUUUAAAUAAAAAUAGAGUUAGCAUUUCCAUUUGACUUUGCUCAGGUCCACUUGGCUUUGGAAGCUCAAGAUGUAAUAUGCUAUGUUUUAAUCCCUGGUCCUAUAAACAUUUUCAGGCUUCAACCCAGCAGUGCAUUUAGUGCUUGCUUUAAUCAAAGCCUUUCUGGGGGGCUUGCUGGGGGUGGCAGGGACUGUGCAGGGGCUUAGCCUUAAACUUAUGUGGAAUAAUCUAUUGAAUAAGACCUUGGAAUGAGGUCUCACCUGG